UCUGCCUGGAGGCGCGUCGGGCCGCUCGCGAGGGCGCGGGGGCUGCGCGGCUGCGGGGCCGGGGCUCGGACUCGGUGCCCGGGAGCGGGCGCCCCAGCCGGCCGCGAUCACCGGAUUCCGCAGCCGGGGAUGCGUGUCCGUGAAGCUCAGCGAUGGUGAAGCUGGUGACACAGGGGCAGAAGCCACAGCUGCGGGGCUCUGUAGCCAGAGACGCGUAAUGCUGCCCCCAGCGCACCUGCUGACCCUGAGGAGCACAGGCGGGCACCGGGAUGCGGGGAUGAUGCCUCUGGAGGCCCCGGCCUCCCUCCCACCCGGGCGUUAGGAGCCGUGCCCAGGCUCCAGCCGGGAGCCCUGCUGUCCCGGGGGCAUGGCCAAACCCUCCUUCCGGCUGCAGAAGCUGCUCCGCCGCACCCAGUUCCUGCUGUUCUUCCUCACGGCCGCCUACCUGAUGACCGGCAGCUUGCUGCUCCUGCAGCGAGUCCGCGUGGCCCUCCCGCCGGGGCCCCGCGCACCUGGCCCCCUGCAGGCCUUGCCGGUGGCCGCCGUGGCGCUGGGCGUGGGCCUGCUGGACAGCCGGGCACUGCAGGCCCCCCGUGUCAGCCCAGAGCUGCUGCUGGGCGUGGAUGUGCUGCACGGGCCCCUGGCGCGGCCCCGGCCUGGGCCCCGCUGGCUCCGCGGCCGAAACUCGGAGCUCCGCCAGCUGCGGCGCCGCUGGUUUCACCACUUCAUGGGCGACCCCCAGGGGCCGCUCGCCCCAGGCCCCGAGGCUCCCAGGCCCGCCGCUGGCAGCCGAGGAAUGUAUGUUGGCUGCUUCAGUGACAGUGGCCGGGACAGGACCCUGAAGGGGGCCGUGUUCUUUGACCUGAGAAAGAUGACCGUCUCCCACUGCCAGGAUGCAUGCGCUGAGCGGUCCUACGUGUACGCGGGCUUGGAGGCCGGGGCAGAGUGCUACUGCGGGAACCGGCUCCCGGUGACCAGCAUGGGGCCCGAGGCGUGCAACCACGAGUGCAAAGGAGAAAAGGGCUCUGCAUGCGGGGGCUUCGGCCGGCUGUCUGUGUACCGCGUGGAGGAGCUGCAGCCCGGCUCCAGGAAGCGGAGGACCGUCACAUACCGCGGAUGCUUCAGGCUGCCGGAGAAUGGCACCCACGCCUUCCCCGACUCCCUCGUGCAGGCCAACGCAACAGUGGAGGCGUGCUCGGGAUUCUGUUCCCAGAAAGAGUUCCCUCUGGCCGUCCUCCGGGGCUGGGAGUGCUACUGCGCGUACCCCACGCCUCAAUUCAGCCUUCGGGAUGCCGUGGACAGCUCGCUGUGUGGCCAGGAGCCUGAGCUACAGAGGCUGGCUGAGUACUGCGAGGUCUACCAGACGCCCGUGCAGGACACCCGCUGCACUGACCGGAGGUUCCUGCCCACCAAGUCCAAGGUGUUUGUGGCUUUGUCGAGCUUCCCAGGUGCCGGGAACACGUGGGCCCGGCACCUCAUCGAGCAUGCCACAGGCUUCUACACCGGAAGCUACUACUUUGACGGGACCCUGUACAACAAAGGGUUCAAGGGUGAGAAAGACCACUGGCGCAGCCGGCGCACUAUCUGCGUGAAGACCCAUGAGAGCGGCCGGAGGGAGAUUGAGAUGUUCGAUUCAGCCAUCCUGCUGAUCCGGAACCCGUACAGGUCCCUGGUGGCUGAGUUCAACCGCAAGUGUGCCGGGCACCUGGGCUAUGCAGCUGAUCGCAACUGGAAGAGCAAAGAGUGGCCGGACUUCGUCAACAGCUACGCGGCGUGGUGGUCGUCGCACGUGCUGGACUGGCUGCGGUACGGCAAGCGGCUGCUGGUGGUGCACUACGAGGAGCUGCGCCACAGCCUGCUGCCCACGCUGCGGGAGAUGGUGGCCUUCCUCAACGUGUCUGUGAGCGAGGAGCGGCUGCUCUGCGUGGAGAACAACAAGGAGGGCAGCUUCCGGCGGCGCGGCCGGCGCCCCCACGACCCCGAGCCCUUCACCCCUGAGAUGAGGGCGCUGAUCGACGGCUACAUCCGGACGGUGGACAAGGCGCUGCGUGAGCACGGCGGGGCCGGGCUGCCCGGCGAGUACGUGCCCAGAUGACGGCUUGGCAGCUCUGUCCGUGCCCGCCCGGACGCUGCAGGACCCUCGGUGUGUACACAUGCCACGGCGUGCUCAUGGGGCCACGCAGGCGGCUGGACACGCUCGGACGUGCAGGCGUGGGCUCCCAGGCUCCUAGGCUCCUGUUUCCCGCUGCGGACUUGCUAGCCAGGCUCCUUGCCCUGAAUGCAGGGCCAGGUGGGCAUCGGCACCGUGGGCAGGUGCUGCUGGGCCCCACAACUCUGACAGCACGUCCGACACCCGACAAAUGCAUGUGGUGUGACCACCAGGCACCACGGUCAGCAGCCCCACCUCUCCCUCCUCUGCAGACAGGCCGGCAGCACUGGACACCGAGCAGGAUCCCCCAACACUGACCUCAGGACCUGUGCCAGCUCUGCACCCCCACCCUCUCCACAUCUGCAGUCCCUGCAGGGCCCCCUGCCUGGCUCCCAGAAGUGGCCUAAGGGUGCAGGGACAGGAGGGGCUGGCUUCAGGGGAGCCCCAGGCCUCAGGGGUUGCAAGGGGUUGCAAGCCCCCCUCUGGGGGUGCUCAGGGUGCACGUGGAGAGACCUGGGGGCUGUCCUCCCUGUGGGGUCCCACGGGCCGUGUUCCCCUGGACACACCCCUGGGGGGAGUCUGCCCUGCGGCCAAGCCCUCGGUGUUCACUCCACGCUGUCCCCGGGCCUCCUGGUCACACCCUGGUCUCUGUGCCCCUCCUGGAGGAAGGCCCCUCAGGGAUGCUGCUGCCUGUGGUGUGCCAGCUGGGGCAGGGGGCAGAGGAGAGGCCCCCAGCUCACAGCCUCAGGGACUGGGCAGGGCUCACCAGAAACUGCAGUGACCUGCUGGCAGAGGAGCUUGUGUGCUGUGUGGGCGGGUUGGCACCUGGGCUGGGGGCUCUGCAGGAAUCACGCAGCACAGCAGAGGGAAGGGUGAGGAGGCUCAGGGAACAGAGGCAUGAAGGACAGGUGGGUGGGGUGUGGCCGUGUAUCUGAGUCCAUGCAGUGAGGACGGGAGCAGGAGGGUGGGGACAGAGCUGGAAACGCAGAAGGGGACUGUGCGCACACCACCUGGCACUCAGCCUGGAGCACAGACGGCCUCCUUCAUGGGCACCGCGGGUUCAGAGUGAGGCUGCGGAGACCAGGGCCCGGGCCAGAGGUGGUGGGUGUGGACCCCUGCGAGGGGCGUGACAGUGACCCCGGCUGGGCCCUUGUUCUGGCCUCCUGCGGCCUGAGCCAGGCUGCACCCAGGGGAGAAAAUGAGGCACGAGAUUUGGGAGAACCAGCACUGGAACACCCUGACCCUGCACCCUGCCAGCCACGGGAAGCCAAGAGCCACUGCAGCGAGGGUGGGCAGGGUGGAGAGCCCAGCAGGCUGCCCUUCCCAGAGGGAGGCCUCCAUGCCCGCCCCGGCUCUGCCAAACCCACACUGGUGCUGAGCCAGUUCUGGGCCCUCUCAUGGCCGUGCAUGCCGCACAGGUAGACAUGCCAGGUCUUCGUAGACGUUUAUGGGUGCGGCUGUGACUCCGCAGUCCAGCCUGGGAAGGGCCCCGAUGGCACUCUUUCUCUGCAGUCGCAGGAAGGAGGGACCUGCCAGGAGUUAGACCUGCCGUGGAAGGCAGCCAGCACCAACGGGGUCCUGCAGCCCUGGGCAAACCUAGUCUCCAGGGGAUGAGGGCCAGAAGCUGGCCACCUCCUGGGAAUGGCUCCCUGGCUCUGGUCCUCACUCUUCCCAGCCAACUGGAUGGUUUGGGGAGAAGACCUAGAUGCCAGGGAGGCCGGGAAGUGCAGCAGUGUGGCUGGAGGGCCACCCACUCUCCUGCCCACCCCGAGGUCAGGAUAGCAGCAGCCCACUCCCCCCCACCCCCCCGUAGAUGGUCCAUUUCCUGCUGCCAGGGGCCCAGAGACCUCCUCUCCCUCCAGGUGGAGAGCCACCUGCUCAGGUGCCUCGUGCUUCCUGGGCACCUUAGCCAGACAUGCAGAUGAGUAGAACGAGGGGAUCAGUCUGCACCCGGGUCAUGCCGAGUUGGUCCACACGGUCAGGCACCUGAUAUGGGGCUGCUGCUCCUGGGUGUUGGAUGGGCAGGGACGUGCCCGGAACCUGGAAGUUACACAGACGUGUUAAGACGUGUGAUUUACAUGGAUUUCACCUCCCGUUGUGGAUCAAUUUGGAAAAACCAAAAUAUGUAAUUUUAGGAAACUAAAACACAUUUCUGAUAAUCCCAGUGAUGUGCAAAUGAGACAGAAGAAUAGACAGGCUCCCAGACCCCAGGAAGAAAGCUGCUUAAUUAUGUGAGCAUCUCGUAAUGAAGACUCUUACAGCUAAAAUUAGACCGCGAGUGUGUGAAUAUGUGAUGAUGUUUGCACACCAGAAUGCAUUUCCCCCUUAACGGGAGCUGGAGCUGCUUCGUUCCCCAAGGGGGCCUUGGUGGGGGACGCGAGAGUGCUGGGGGUGGCCUUCGUGGCUGCAAGAAUUCUGAGGAUGCAGGUUUGCUCACUUGCGGCUGGAAGCUCAUCGGGGUGUCACCGCGUGAGGCCUCCAGGGCUGGGGUCUGGGGCAGGUGGGUCAGGAUCCACACUGAUCACUACUUUGCACAGAACUGGCCGGCCCGGACAAGGUCCGAGUGAGGGGAAGUCAGCCCGCCCACCGGGCAAGGCCGCAUUCCGUGUGGUCUCAGCUCCCAGGAACACAAUGAGGGGUGUGGUACACAGAGUCGGUUGCCCUCCCCCCCGUUCUCCCCAUUUCUUUCCCCAGCAGCCCCGGGUUUAGGUGGAGGGACCCCCAGCCUGGACAAAGUCAGAGUGGCUCUCUCCAUUUUCCUGGCUACUGGCCGCUUCAGGGAUGGUCACGUGAGCUCAGGUGGCCAGAGGGCACCCCAGGACACCCCAGGACAUCAGGAGUUGUGGGUAGAGACUGCAUGUGCACAUGUGCGCCACUGCUGGGACAGGAGGCAGGCAGCCCUGCGCCUGGAGAGGGGCCACCCCCAGCGUGAAGCUGGUUCUCCCGCAGGGGCCGUCGGGAGGCACAGUGAGCCGCGUCCCUUGUGGCACCGAUGCACGCUCCAGCUUUGCCUGCGAUCGCCCUCCCUCUGGACGGUUUUGUUACACAAGCCAAUAAAUCCCCUUUAUUAUUCA
Molecule: messenger RNA, 5223 nt
Organism: Nyctereutes procyonoides (raccoon dog)
Lineage: Eukaryota; Metazoa; Chordata; Mammalia; Carnivora; Canidae
Gene: WSCD1
Product: WSC domain containing 1
Exons: 9
Coding region: 368-2095 (575 amino acids)
Molecular function (GO): sulfotransferase activity
Source: RefSeq, a predicted model, not a curated record